Coccomyxa subellipsoidea C-169 is the source of this 1053-nucleotide messenger RNA. Its product is annotated as ATP phosphoribosyl transferase. Gene Ontology annotation, cellular component: cytoplasm. The record is from RefSeq and is a predicted model, not a curated record. Gene Ontology annotation, biological process: L-histidine biosynthetic process. Lineage: Eukaryota; Viridiplantae; Chlorophyta; Trebouxiophyceae; Coccomyxaceae. The transcript is spliced from 8 exons. The coding region runs from base 1 to 1053 and encodes 350 amino acids. Gene Ontology annotation, molecular function: ATP phosphoribosyltransferase activity; magnesium ion binding.
AUGGCUGUCCCAAGCAAGGGCCGCAUGGCUGAAGACACUAUCCAGUUGUUAAAGGACUGCCAGCUGAGCGUGUACAAGCCAAAUCCCAGACAGUACAUCGCCAGCAUCUCGCAGAUGCCAGGCCUGGAGGUCUGGUUCCAGCGCGCGUCAGACGUUGUGCGCAAGCUGAUGUACGGCGACGUGGACUUGGGCAUCGUCGGCUAUGACAUGUAUGCGGAGAUUGCGCACGGCGACUCCGGCCUCAUUGUGCUGCACGACUCGCUCGGAUUUGGCAAGUGCCACCUGGGCCUCGGCAUCCCUACCGGCGGCAAAUGGGCUGACAUCAACUCUAUCGAUGAUCUGCGCCGGAUGCCAGAGUGGAACGAGACCAACCCCUUGAGGGUGGUGACGGGGUACCACAACGUUGCGCGCAAGUUCUUCUCGGAGCAGGGCUUCGAGCACGUGGUGCUGCUGAGCGCUGACGGUGCGCUGGAAGCCGCCCCGCUCAUGGGCACCGCUGACAUCAUCCUGGACCUGGUGAGCACAGGGGUGACCCUGCGGGAGAACAAUCUGAAGGAGAUCGAGGGUGGGCGCAUCGUGGACAGCCAGGGCGUUCUGGUGGCCAACAAGCGCGCUCUGCGAGAACAGCCGGGCCUCCUGGCAGUCGUGCACGAGCUCAUCGAGCGCCUGGAGGCGCAUUUGAAGGCAGAGAACUACUACAGUGUCGUUGCCAACAUGCGCGGAAGCUCGCCGGGGGAGGUCGCCCACAACAUCCUCUCCAGCGAUGGCCUGAGAGGCCUACAGGGGCCCACCAUCACCCCUGUGUACUCAAUGGACCCUGACAGCAACGGCAGUGGGGCAGCAGAGUCCCCAUCCCUGUACUCAGCGACCAUCUGUGUGCCCAAGAAGCGCCUCUACAAGUCUAUCAAGGAUUUGCGAGCGAUUGGAGGGAGCGGAGUCCUAGUGCAGCCCAUGACAUACAUCUUUGAUGAGGAACCAGAAAGGUGGCAGAAAGUGCUAGCAGCUCUUGACAUUGACAUAGGAGACCCUCUGCUCGCCAGUCUUGAGCCAUAG